Cuscuta campestris is the source of this 1881-nucleotide messenger RNA. Lineage: Eukaryota; Viridiplantae; Streptophyta; Magnoliopsida; Solanales; Convolvulaceae. The record is from the annotation of a GenBank genome assembly.
AACGAAAACCCACCCUUCAUAACCGCUCUCAUUAAUAGAAAUGUUAUGAAUGAUAACAGUAUUACAAGCUAUAUACUUCCACCGUCCCAAAAAGACCUUCCUGUUUCAUUUUUUACGCAUCUCAUAAAACAUUUCUAUCCCGUCUCAAAUGCAAAAAAAACUUUCAAAACGACUUCUACCCACAAUAAAUGAGAAAUACGACAAAAUGAAGUUACUCGAGGGUGAUGAAGCACAGGCCAUGGAGGAGGAAGAAGAAGAAAGGCAGUCCCAAGAAAUCCCUUUUCUGGGCAACAAAACAUCUUUGCGGGCGCGCAUCAAAGCAUUCAUUUUGGAGUACAACAACGAUAAUGGACAUCGAAACAAUUACAAACAGCUCCCCAAAUCCCAGACAGAGUCAUCAGAUGAAGAAGAACCUGCUGAAGUCCUUCCUGGAAACUCGAACAUGGAAUCGGAGACGCUUCAAGAUGAUGAAGACGACGAAGAAGAAGAAGAAGAAGAAGAGAUCACACCCGAGGAAAACCAGAACCUGAUCAAUGAUGAAGACUUUGAAAAUGAGUUGCUUUUGAUAAAGAUCAUGCAGGAUCAUUUAAAUUCCAAUGGAAAUUCAAGAUUAGUAAAGCCUGGAUCUUUUCCUAGUUGCCAUAGCAAGAGAGGGAUGUUUAAACCCCUACAGCUAAGAGACAAAUACAACGAAAUUUGGCAUCACCAGAAAAGAAUAAGUUCGGAUCUCUUGGCGAGUGAUGAUGAUGAGGAGGAGAAAUGUCAUAAAAACGCAGAAAUUGAGGACAAGAAGGAUAGGAGUUGGAGGAAGUUAGCUGCACACAGAAGAAGCUCUUCGUUAAACGAAUCGCUCGAAAGAUAUUCAAGGCUAUAUGAACAUAGUUCUGGGAAGGAACUGAAAUCGAACCCUUCCAAGAGCUUAAAGGCGGUUCCUUUCACAAGAACGCGUUCUUUAUCGAAUGUUGAGUCAAUUUUUUCCCUCCAGAUUGAAACACUUGAUGGUGCUCCGUUUUCGUUUCAUCCCACCGUGGACACAGGGGAAAAAGAUGCAUCUGUUGAUGGAAAUCAAGCAGCAAAAUGUGAUGGUUUCUUGAAUGCAAAUACAGUUGAUGAAACUGAUCAUGACAUGGAAGCAGCCUCGGAUGACAUUAUACUUUCGAAUCUGGAUUCUUCGGUACUUGAAUCUUGUUUCCAAGAGAAAUUAUCAACAGAGGAAGACUAUGGAAUCUCCAGAGAAGCUAAGAUGACAGAUGAUCCAGACCUUAGUUAUGUGAUGGCCAUUCUGGAGUGCUCGGGCUUCACCCAGAACUUCUUCCAUGGAAAAUGGCAUUCAAGAGACCAACCGCUAAGCCCCUCAGCCAUGGAAGAAGUCGAAGCUCGCUGGCAUGACGAAGAAGACAGAGACGAAGACCUCUGCAACCAGCACCACAAGAUGCUGUUUGAUUUGGCGAACGAGGUGUGUGUUGAGAUCUAUGACAGAUCAUUCCCAUACUACCCAGCAGCCUUGUCUCCUUGUUGCAAGAUUCGAUCUCUGCCAACGGGAAAACAUAUAAUCCAAGAAAUUUGCUCCGGCGUUAGUUCACGGCUGAGCUUGGAGCCAGAAAUGAAGCAGACACUUGAGUGCGUAGCCGGCCGAGAUCUUGAGAUGGGCUAUGGUUGGAUGAAUCUGCAGCUAGAGAGUGAGUUUGUGGCACUUGAGAUUGAGGACAUGGUUUUUGAUGAUCUUUUGGAUGAAAUUUCACUUACUCUUUCUUCCUCAAUUGGCUGAUUUUCACACCUUGAUGCAGCCAAAAAUAUAUAGAUACACACACACUUUCUGGACAACACUUGUAGAUGAAUUUAUGAGUUAGGGUGUAUUGUAUAUAAAGAACUGUAGAAUCU